AGUGCCUCUACGUACAGAAAGAGGAGGAGGUCAGGGAUCUCCGAGUCGAGUUGGCGAAGGCUCGUCAAGAACAAACCGAGCUUAUUGAAAAGGCCCAGCAGAAGGGCGAACUGGUGGAGCAGCUCCGAGAAGAGCUCAAGAUGAAAGAGGCUGAGACCCUAGGGUGGAAGCAACACAUGGACCGCCUCGCUUCAGAGAAAGAUACACUUCAGGAACAACUAACUUCAAUCGAACGCCAGCUUCAAAAUGCGAAGAAGGAAAGCUUGGCCCGGAGCCGCAAAAUCGAGGAGCUCGAAGCUAAAUCAGCUGCUGAGCUUGCGAAGGCUAUCUGAGGCAGAGGCAUUUGAGUCCUCGUACCGAGCUGACGCCAAAGCUGCUAACACUCGAGCACAGGAGAUCUCCAUUACGGCUGAAGUUAAGUUAUCAUGUGCUCUUUAUCAUGCCAGGUGGCAGUCCCGGAGAGAACCUCUCGAAGAGGUGCACGCUCGUGGCUUCGACCUCUCAGCUGAUAUUGAAAGAGCAAAAACUUUGGAGGAAGAGGCUGCCGUUUUGCUCUCUGAUGACGAGGAUUCCGCUAGUGGCUUCGAGAGUGGAGGAGAUGAGGAUGAAGUUCCCGAGGAGGAGGUUCCCGAAGAUGCGGCUCCCGAGGAUGCAGCUCCCGAGGGUGUGGCCCCGAAGUAGAUUAGGUUCUUUUGCUUUGUUUUU
Molecule: messenger RNA, 705 nt
Organism: Nicotiana attenuata
Lineage: Eukaryota; Viridiplantae; Streptophyta; Magnoliopsida; Solanales; Solanaceae
Exons: 2
Coding region: 247-681 (144 amino acids)
Source: RefSeq, a predicted model, not a curated record